Messenger RNA from Caenorhabditis sp. 36 PRJEB53466, 2486 nucleotides. The record is from the annotation of a GenBank genome assembly. Lineage: Eukaryota; Metazoa; Nematoda; Chromadorea; Rhabditida; Rhabditidae.
AUGGGCGCCAGACAAUCCGCAGAGACACCGAAAGCAUCAUCAUCGGGUACGCACCUUUUUUGAGAUUCUUCUAAUUGUCUUUAAUUCAGGAAACUCAUCGUCGCUGAAAAGACAAUCGGCCGAAACGCCGAACGAAUCGGCAAAGAAGAGCGCAAAGAUUGAGAGAACUUUCGAGGUUCAGGAGGACGAAGAGAUUGUGAUGAAUAGUAAGUUUUCGGGGAGAAAGUGGGGAAAAUUUGAAGAAAAUGCAGGUGUUUCAGACAACACAAAAUCGGUGGAACAGGCCGACGAAGAGGAGGAGGAGGAAUUUGUGGAGGAGGCUCCGAAAGUUGAAGAAGUGACGAAGACGGAGGAGGAACAGAAGGAGAUCGAGGAGACGACUGUAGUCGUUAAAGGAGUGAACGGAGAAGAAGAGGCUGUGGUCGAGGAGAGCGCAGAGAAACUGAUCAGUGAGUUCCUUUAUCCCAAUUCACGGUCUCCAGAGCUGACAAUAUGGGCGUGGCCUCGGCGGCCAAAUGGCGUUUUCAUGAAUUGAGCACGUUUUCUCUGAUUUUUGUGGUCAAAGGCGAUGAAAAAUUAUUGUUCGACAUGAAAACACACUAAUUCUCAGAAUUAAUGACGUUUAGGCGCAUUUUUCGCCGACUUUGCUUUUUCGCCUUCGCCGCCGAUCGCCGCCUAAAAACCGCACUUCUCAUUUUGCGCUUUCUUGACCGUUUUCCGACAGAAUUGGUUUUGAGAAUGAUAAAUCACGUGAAUACAAGCAUUUUGAGCGCUCGAACCGCGAAAAUUACCGAAAAGCAACUGAAAUUCAUGCAGUUUUAUCCCAAAACCUUCAAACGGAAAAAUGUGAUUUGAGACUUGACCAAAUUUGACGCUCUUUCGCUUAAAAAAUUCGUAAUCUCGCCUGUACAAUUGGUCUAUCGAGAGACAAAUGAGAAAUUGACGGUUUUUCGUGGCUAAUCUGGCAAAAAAACACAAAUUUUGCUGUUAAAAUUUGAAUUUCGCGACAAUGUAUCGCUCAAUUGGGCGGGGCGCAUUUGCGCCCAUUGUCAGCUCUGGAGACCGUGCAAUUGGUCUUCUUCUUGAAGUCAAAAAUGACACGAACAGUUUCAGUCUCAAGAUUGUCCUCUUCGAAACAGUACAAGUUUUCCCUUUUUUGGCUUCAUGCCAAGCGCCCCUCCUUCUCUCUCUCUCUCUCUCUCUCUCUCUCUCUCUCUCUCUCUCUCUCUCUCUUUCUCUCCGGCUGGCCCCUCUCCGGUGGUGGUCGCUUGCAAACUGUCGACGCGGUGCCACGGAGGAGGGCGCACACACACACACAAUCGAUACAAUAUCUGUCGGUUUCCGAGCAGCCGCCCGUCUUUGUCGGAAACAUUCAAAUCUACGCGCCGUCUUCUUUUCGUACAGUUUGUUGAGAUUCGCUCGCAGUUUCUACUUCUAAUCUUGUCGUUUUCUACCUUUAUGCCGCGUCGAAAGUUUAAAAAAAAACCCGCAAAUCUCGCGGAUUUUGCAGUCCAAAGUGGGCAGAAAUUUGCGGGAAAACCGGGAUGCGAACAGUUGAAACGACUGCUACCGUACACCAUAAAACUACGGUAUUUUUUGAAAAAAUUUAAAUUUCUCGACAAUAUUUGCAAUUUUUUUCAAAUUUCUUGUGUAAAUUUUUCAACCGAAUUUUUUUCGAAAAAAAAUUUAAAUUUCUCGACAAUAUUUGAAAUUUUUUUCAAAUUUCUUGGGUAAAUUUUUCAAAAAAAUAAAAAAAAUAAUAAAUUUAAAUUUCUCGACAAUAUUUAAAAAAAUUUUCAAAUUUCUUGGGUAAAUUUUUCAACGGUAUUUUUUUGAAAAAAAUUUUGAAUUUCUCGACAAUAUUUGGAAUUUUUUUCAAAUUUCUUGGGUAAAUUUUUCAACGGUAUUUUUUUGAAAAAAAAUUUAAAUUUCUUGACAAUAUUUGAAAUUUGAAAAAAAUUGUGUUAUUUCGACACGUUUUUAAACGUGUUUUUUUCCCCCAUCUUUUCCGUUUUUUUCAGUGUUUGCUUAAAACGUGUCGAAAUAACACGCGGUCUCGAAGCGAACGCAAGUACGGUAGCAGUCGUUUCAACUGUUCGCACCCCGGUUUUCCCGCAAAUUUCUGCCUACUUUGGACUGCAAAAUUCGCGAGAUUUGCGGGUUUUUUUUAACUUUGGACGCCACAUUAAGAAGCCCCCCCCCCUCCAGUCCAUAACUUUUUUCAAAAAAAUCGCACAUACCCCUACGAGCGCUCAAAAUAACGGAAAUCAUCUGGAGAAUAUAAAACCAUUACACUAAUUCUCAAUUUUCCAGACGCUCCGUCCUUAAUCGCUGUGGAGGAGAAGCCGAAAUCGGAAAAAGAGGAAAUUUGGUCGGAGGAGGAGCCGCAGACGAACGGAGCCGUCAAAGAGUGGGAAGAGCCGAAGAGCACCGAUUCGGAGGAGAAACAUGAGAACGAGAAGGCGGAGCCGGCUGCUGACCAAUAG